Molecule: messenger RNA, 1847 nt
Organism: Cynara cardunculus var. scolymus (artichoke)
Lineage: Eukaryota; Viridiplantae; Streptophyta; Magnoliopsida; Asterales; Asteraceae
Product: TMV resistance protein N-like
Exons: 4
Coding region: 3-1847 (614 amino acids)
Biological process (GO): defense response; signal transduction
Molecular function (GO): ADP binding
Source: RefSeq, a predicted model, not a curated record
GUAUGGGGCCGCCUCCGAAACAAAUCAACCCUUCAAUGGCAUCUUCCUCAUCGUCUUUUCACUCCACUCCUCCCUCUUCUUCUUCUCAAUCGCGGAAACAUGAUGUUUUUCUAAGUUUUAGAGGAACAGACGUUCGCAACAACUUUGUGGAUCAUCUCUAUUCGGUUCUUGUACAACAAGGAAUCUACACCUACAAGGAUGACCAAGCACUUCCCCGAGGCGAAACCAUCGGACCAUCGCUUUUGAAGGCUAUUGAAGAAUCACAGAUUGCUAUCAUCGUUUUCUCUGAAAACUACGCGGAUUCUUCUUGGUGCUUGCAAGAACUUGCACAUAUCAUGAAAUGCAAAGAUGAGAUAGGCCUAAUUGUUAUGCCCAUUUUCUAUCACAUCGAUCCCUCUGAACUCCGAAAGCAAAAGGGGAAAUAUGGAGCAGCACUUGCCAAACAUGAGUCAAAGGACAAAAACGUUGAAUCUUGGAGAAAAGCACUUGUGGAUGUGGGGAACCUAUCUGGAGAUGUCGCCAAUGGGCCCGAGACAAUAUUCAUCAAACAAAUUGUUGACACCAUUUCAAAUAAACUGUCUUCGGCAAUUUCAAGCGACAAUCAAGACUUGAUUGGAAUAAAGGCUCGCCUGCAAAAUCUGAAAUCUAAGAUGGAAAUGGAAUCAGAUGGUGUACUGAUGGUAGGCAUAUGGGGGCUUGGCGGUGGUGGCAAGACUACUCUUGCAUCUGCUCUWUAUGAUGAAAUCUCUAGCAAGUUUGAUGGUUCCUGCUUUCUAAAAGAUGUUCGGGAAGAAUCAAGAAAGCAUGGUUUGGAAGAACUGCAAGGAAAAAUUMUCUCAAUUMUUUUGAAACAAAAAAGAGAUGAAGUAGUUGGAGAUGUAGGAAGCUUGAUAAAGAGUAGGUUCCGCCGUAAAAAGGUCCUGAUGGUUCUUGAUGAUGUGGAUCAUGCUAACCAGCUAAAGGAGUUGGCUGGAUCAGAGGCUUGGUUUGGUAAAGGAAGCCGAAUAAUAGUCACAACGAGAGAUAAUCAUUUGUUAAAUGCUCGCAAAGUAAACGUGAUAUACAAUAUCAGCUUGUUAAAUGAUGAUGAGGCUAUUAAGCUCUUUUACAAGCAUGCACCUCGUGAUCAUAGACCCAUAGAAGACUAUGAKAUGCUUUCAAAAGAUGUAGUCUCUUAUGCUGGUGGGCUCCCGUUGGCACUUAAAGUUCUAGGUUCUUUUCUAUGUGACAAAGACAUAAGUGAGUGGACGAGUGCUUUGGCCAGACUAAAAGAGAUCCCAGAGAGUGAUAUUGUAGAAAAGCUAAAAAUUAGCUACGAUGGACUUAAACCUGUGGAGAAAGAGUUGUUCCUAGAUAUUGCAUGUUUCUUUAGGGGAAAAGAGAAAGAUGAGGCAAUGGUGAUAUUUGAUGCUUGUGGUUUUCACCCUAUCAUAGGGGUAAAGGUGUUGACACAAAAGUCUCUCAUAACUGUGUCAGAAGAAGGAACGCUCGAUAUGCAUGAUCUGAUACAAGAAAUGGGACAUUACAUCGUUAGAAGAGAAAAUCCUAAAAAUCCAGAAUUACACAGCAGGGUUUGGCAGUUGGAAGAUGUUGUAAAAAUAUGUGGUAUGGAUGCAAUGAAGGAAAAUGACAGGAUUAAAGCAUUAAAAGCUUGGUUUUGGUCGGACAAAGAGGUUCCUCCCAGUUUUCCCGAGGUUGUUGGUAACAUGAAGAGACUUCGGUGGAUUUCUUUGCUUGGCUAUUCAUCAACUUCAUUGCCAAGAGAAUUUCAACCAAUGGAGCUUUGUUGUCUACGAUUGGAACGGAGCUUGGUAGUGCAACUUUGGGAGGGUUAUAAGUGUCGUUAG